Mesorhabditis spiculigera is the source of this 1125-nucleotide messenger RNA. Lineage: Eukaryota; Metazoa; Nematoda; Chromadorea; Rhabditida; Rhabditidae. The record is from the annotation of a GenBank genome assembly.
AUGCGUCAACGCCAACUUUUCAGCUGCCUGCUGCCCCCGCCGGCUGACCCGGAAAUCGAACUUCAGCCCCAGGAUCUGGAGAUACGGCUGAAAUUACUCGCCAGGGAGCGCCACCGUGAGAUCGAGGACUACCUAACCGAAUGCCGCUCCAACGACCGAACCCUGAUGAAGAUUUUGUUGCUAGGAGGUCCAGCUUGUGGCAAGAGCACGAUCUUCAAACAGAUGAGAAUCAUCCACAAAGGCGGCUUCAAAGAGAUCGGCGAGCUGGCGUUUUUUGCCGAAUUGAUAUUUAGAAAUAUUCGCACGGCGUAUGAGCAACUGUGCUCUGGGGCGAGAAUGUUGGGAAUUUCGACGAUGAGCAUUAUGAACACUGUGGCCAUGAUCAGCGACUUUUUCGAUGAAGCCGACGACGAAAAUGUGCAGACGGUUUGUCUGGAGUUGGGCAACAUGUUGGCUACAUUUUGGGCGUCUCCAUGUAUCCAGGCAGUCUACGCGGAGCGCCAUCGGCUUUUUCUGAUCGAUUCCACAAAAUACUUUUUCGACAACAUAAAGCGAAUAGCGGACCCAAAUUAUGUCCCGACCCAAGAUGACAUCCUUCACUCAAGGGAGCCGACGACGACCAUUACGUUUAAUACGUUUCAGUACAGAAGUGUCAGCCUACGACUUAUCGAUGUGGGAGGUCAGAAGUCACAGCGUCGGAAGUGGUUGCAUCUUUUCGAUGACGUCAGAGUGGUGCUCUUCAUCGUCGACCUAACCGUCUAUGCCCGAGACGCUCGUGAUGAAGACAUCGGUUCUAUGGAGCAAUCGAAGGCACUGUUUCGCGAUAUUGCCACUAAUAAGGUGCUACGACGCUCAAUGUUUCUCCUCUUCCUCAACAAAGUGGACCUAUUCAAGGAAUUGCUGAAGACGUAUCCCUUCCGGCGGUGUUUUCCAAGCUACCAAGGUAGUGAUAAUAUCGAAGAAGUCGGCGAGUUUCUCUUUGAGCUCUUCAAGAAAGCCGCCAGGCCUCGACGCUCCCUCAUCCCCUACCUCACCACGGCCACCAACACCGAGAACAUCAAGCACGUUUUUGAUGCGAGCAUGGAGUCGGUCUUCAAACAGAGCGUCCGUGCCACUGGCAUUAUG